Messenger RNA from Lytechinus pictus (painted urchin), 4477 nucleotides. RefSeq lists its product as uncharacterized. The record is from RefSeq and is a predicted model, not a curated record. Gene Ontology annotation, cellular component: cytoskeleton. Gene Ontology annotation, molecular function: microtubule binding. NCBI's taxonomy places the organism in Eukaryota, Metazoa, Echinodermata, Echinoidea, Temnopleuroida, Toxopneustidae. The transcript has 7 exons. Bases 508 to 2070 code for a protein of 520 amino acids.
GAUUGCUGUUGGUAGUAACAGGUGUAUAGCGUAGCAAAAACUAUUCAUCGGCUUGUAAACCCGACCGCGAAACAUAAUUGCGACUCGUGUAACAUAUAUAUGUUUCUUGGGUAUAUUUUAUCCAAUUUGCACUAUUUUUCUGGCUAAUAUCGUUGCCUUAUUCCAAAUAUUAGUUUAAGCUGAAUUUCAUCAAACAAACUGUUCAUUCGGAUUUAUUUGACGGACAUUUUUACUAGUAGGGGAAAGAAAGAAGACAAUUUAGCGAAGCUUGUUCGUGGGACGGGUACCACUCUUGACCUCACCUUCAACGGGGAACCGCUGCCAGCGAUCGACUCCAAUAUCAACACUCAACGCGUGGAAGUAUACUCCAUUUGGGACGUCCGAUUACAAAUUACUAUGGCAACGAACCCAAACUUUGGAUUCUUGGAGAAUUGAAUGAAGGACGUAUCGUGACUUUGGAGUGUGUUAGUUUUGUAUUUAUAUUUUGGAUAAAAAUCGUGAGACAAGAUGCCUGCUUCGAGAAAUGUAGGAACUGCGGGGACAAUUGACACUGAAAUUCUUAACAUGGAAUUCCCAAGAUUUACAAAGAUUAGUGAGAUCUGCGAAUGCGGACGGUGUGGGCGCAACAAAGACUACAAUCGAAAACGGCGACCUGCCGGGGCGGACCGCCCUUGUGAACUCAGUCAUUACCAACAGACCUUCACUUCCUAUCCCGAUGCACAAAGGCAGUUGCCCCUUAUACCUCCCCCGACGCCCCGGGACCCCCACCCCCCACGGAUGGUGUUUGACACCACGCAAAGACACGACUUCAUACCGCGGGGAGAGGUGACGAAACCUGAGAAAAUAAAACCGGUUGAAAAUUACCAACCAACCAAAGAACCACUUGACGGCGAAACAGUUUACAAGGUAACAUACCCUGGCCAUACACAGUUCCCACAAAUCAGCCAAGCACGGCCACCGAGUAAGGGCUAUCGGGAAAGAUCGGCAAAGUUCGACCAACGAACGACGAAUAAGGAAGAGUUCCGAGCGUGGGCGGCCAAGCCUUCGGUUGCUUUCGGCGAACUACCAUCGUUUGCAGGUUCCAUCUUGUACCCCGGCGACAUGACAAAUCUCCAAUCUAUGACCCAACAAGACUUCGUAGAAAGACCUAUUAAUAAAUCUGAAAUGAUCCGAACCGGUGUCGGGAGUAACAUUCAAGUGAGAGAAGGAAAAUUCGACCACAACACCAUCCACAAACUGACCUACAAGGACGUGGGUCCGGGCCACAAAUCAAAGAAUGCCCGACCUAGCAAUCAGUAUCCCUCCGCAGCAAGGAGGGCCAAGUUCGAUGGGGUGACGCAGACGAGGAAAGAUUAUCCCGGGUACCAGAGCCAACCCUUACCGCCGAAACCCUGCACGCCGCCUCCCGCGACCAUCAGACUUAGUAUGGACUCAAAAAUUGAUUUCGUGACGGAGAAUACUCAAGAAUUCCAGGGCCAUGAUGUUCUUGUGAACCCCAAGCCUGCGACAAUGAAGAAAGAUUCAGAUACCUACAACCCACCAUCCAUCAAGUUUGCAACGGAUUCCAGUCAUAAGGUGGAUUAUCGCCCGAUUGAAGACAAGUCCGCGUACCUUCAACCCAACCGUCGGCCUCACACCCAAGGUGGCCCCCGCUCCGCCAAGUUCUACGACCAGACAACGAACAAUCGCUUCUUCCGCAACUGGGGCGCAAAACCCCGCAUACGCUACGGCGACUUCCACGAAGCGAAGAUAUACGUCAAACCCCGAGGGAAAAUGGAAGUGGAGAGCUGGAAUAGUCAGACGUACAAGGAUAUUCCGCUUGAUGAACCGACGCCAAGCUUCAAACCUCACGAUGAGCCUGUACAGAGAAUGGGAAAACAGGACUUUACGACCAUUCAUAAGGCGACUUACAAAGGACAACGUCCGCAGAUGUGCAAGGCGCGGUUGUAUAUUCUUCAACAGGAAAUGAAACGGCGAAAGGCAUUAAAAGAGAGACAAGUGAAAGAAGGAGCAAAUGGAAAUACUGGAUUACAAGCUGUUGGAAGAACUGCUCUAGCCGGUACUGUUUGAGAACGCGCUGGGCGUGACUUCGGUCAGUGACUUUCGUAACAAAAUGGAUUCGCAUGUUGGCGAACGUUUAUAUGCGACUAUAUAGUCGUGCGGUGUUUCGGCGAUCUGUAUAGCACAGUACACGCUGAAUGGACGUGGGAAAGAUAAGCAUGAUCAUUGUUCGAGAAGCGUUUCACGAAGUGUCACAUCACUCAAUCUUCUCGGAUGAAUUUGCUCUCGGCCAAUCAGAUGCAAUGAUUUCGGUAGCUUAUCACAAAAGUCAGAGAAAAUCACCGACGAGAGACUCUGUGCAGCCCUGCAAUUUGCAGUUAUUACCAGGCUUUCUUUAGUUUGGGUAAUCAUGAUUAAAGUCUAAAUGGCUACUUGAGUUGAUGAAUGAAAUAAAUCAUGAUAAAUAAGUAAUAAUAAUACAGCAAUAUGAUAUGGAUCGGUUCUUCCCAGCAAAAAUAUGAUUUUGCAACAAAUUCAAAUGAACUUUUAUGAAUAUAAAUUGUUACUUUCACACACAAUAUUUUAAGGUCUGAUUUUAUAUCAUCAUAUUGAUAUUCGUAAUUGCAAUAAUCAAUCAUUUGACAUUAGUUCUGCAAAUGAUGAAUGUUUAAACAAAUGCCUUUUUUUUUCUAAAAAUUUUCAUACAGGCCUACAACUAAAUAUUGUUUUAUGAUUUGAUAAAUGAAAGCAAAUUGCCAAAGGGAUACAUUAGUGUAUAUUUUCGAUGCACCACGUACAGUCUCUGACGAAAUUCGUCCAUUGUCGGAUAAUUUUCGGAUCAUCGGUUUUCCGGUUUAGAUAUCCGUCCAGUGUAGUAUACUCGUGUUCAUACAGAUUAUAUUUUUAGAUUUUAUAUUCUGUGGUGAAAAUUGUGUGUUGUUGGCAAUGCAUGCAAAUCUGUGUUUUAGUUCUUUUUGCCAUGAUGGCACUUUUUGGAGCAAGAUAAACCUGAUGAUCGUAUCAAUAUUUUCUUAUUUGGUAUCUCAAUAUCUAGUAUGUCUCCAUUCGAAUGGUUCAAGGUUUCACAAGAAUACUUUAUUAUCAUACUACGACUGCUUUCUUGUAGGUCUAAUUUUCAUGCUAUUGUCUUACUAGAUUCACCACUGUGAUCAUCAUAUCAUGUACGAUCGUGAUGUUUCCCGAGAAAAAAUCAUAUCAUUAGGAAAGUUCAUUACUUUUCCAUAAUAGUUUGUUUAAUUUACAUGAAAUCGAGGGUGAAUGCGAAUUCGACAUACAAGACCAUGUUCGAAGAAAAUGCCAAAAUUUUGAAAUCCGAAGCAUAUUUUCUUGUUUCAUUAUAAAGCGAUAAUCUUUUAAGCUAAAUCAUCGUUCAUAUUUCUUUUAUUUAUACACAGAGAUACUUGUAGAUAGCAUAUGGGGUUUGCAGGGUAUAUAACUUUAUAAAAAAACUGUGGAAAAUCACUUUCCUUUUUUGAUCAUUCAUCUACAUGUAUUUAUCAACAUUGUUUCCUAUUUUCCAACUCUUUGCUCAUUUCCUACGCAGAUAAAGUUCAUCGAUCCCAAUGCAUGGACCGCGGAACCUGGGGGCUCGGAAAGGGGAGCCUCCCGUCCCUCAUCCUUUUUUUUUCUCAAUAAACGUGUAGAAAAAAACUUUAAAAUGAACAUCUGGUUUAGUUUUUGUAUGAUAAGCCAAAAUUUCCCAAACCGUUCACUCUUAAAACAGAUCAGUCAAAUUGACUAGACCAGUAGUCAGCUGGGAGCAACUGAUAUGGCAAUCACUGAUAGUCACAUAUCUGACAUAUAUUCUAGUCAGAAAUAACUCUAUUUUAGUAAAAUAGUCAAAUAUGACUAGAAUAACAGUUGCUCCCAGCUGACCCUAUUAACCAGUCAUUUUUUACUGAUUUGUUUUUAGAGUGUUCCGCGGCCCCUGGAUCGUACAUUUUUUUAAAUUCAUACUCUAGAUGGCAUUUUUUUAUAUUCUAAUAAUGGGCUGUUAUCGAACAUAAAACAUCGCAUAACGACUGUGCUGUUAUAGGUGAGAAAUGGAAUAGGGGAAUAAUAAGAUACUGUUAUAAUUGGGUAAUGUCUAUUCUUUUCACCUAAACAAACAGUUUUGAUUUGAAUUUCUUUCCGAAGCAUUGAACCCUUCAUGAAAUAUGAUUUUUCUUAUUUGCAUAUUGUUUAAAUUUUCAUGGAUGUCUGGCCUAUGCUUGUCCAUUUUUUGUUCCUGCUGUUUUGAUUACGCAGCAAAGAAGUCUCCUCUAUUAUUACGCGAGUUGCCUUUAAUCUAUAGAAUGAAAUAUGAUAUAUAAUGUAAAUAUUUGAUCUAGUAUCAUCUCAAUAAUUGAUUUCAUCUCAAAGAGUCGAUAUUUUGAUUGAUUUUAUCUGUUUUUAUGCUUAAUGUGGCCAUUGUUCUGAGUGUGCGUAAAAUGUUAAUAAACUUUAAUGCACUUUA